AUGGAUGAUUGCUUCUCCGGUGCUUCAGAACUUAGCGAGUUUGAAAAACUCAAAUCAGAACUAACACAGUUGCUUCAACGAGGAGGCAUGGCUUUGCAGAAGUGGUGUGCUUCAUCAACUGCACUUAAAGAAUUCACGCUUGACCGCAAUUCUGAGGAAAUAAUGGUUAAAACUCUAGGAACGUUUUGGAACAGUUUAAGUGAUUCAUUUGCGUAUAAAGUCUGCACCAGCCCCAGCACAGAUUGUAACUACACCAAACGAGAUGUGCUUUCACAAAUAACUCGCAUCUAUGACCCCCUCGGACUCCUGGGUCCGCUCAUAGACAAAGCAAAGAUUUUCAUGCAACAGUUGUAG
This is a messenger RNA of Argiope bruennichi, 354 nucleotides long. RefSeq lists its product as uncharacterized. The transcript has a single exon. Lineage: Eukaryota; Metazoa; Arthropoda; Arachnida; Araneae; Araneidae. The record is from RefSeq and is a predicted model, not a curated record. The coding region runs from base 1 to 354 and encodes 117 amino acids.